UGACCGUGGGGUUGGAUGAGGAGGGCAUGCAGGGUUUCAAUUGGGUACCCUGAGGCGCGUCGCGCAAAGAUUCGGAGAAUGAGCUGCGAAGCAGAAUACUUCUCCAAGGGCUUCGACUGGGAAGAACUAAGAGCAGAGAUCGAAGCAAAUCCUUCUUUUCGUUACCACUUACUACCAUAUGAGCCGUCGUCUUUUGCGAGAGAAGCAGAAGCCGACGUGGAUGCCUGGGAGCAAUUUCACACCCGUCAUUCCUCGGGGAAAUUCUUUAAGGAGAGACGAUAUUUGGUGAAGGAAUUCCCUGAACUGCUUUCCUGUGGAGAAAACGCAGUUUUGGAAGUAGGUUGUGGCAAUGGAAGUACUGCUCUCCCAAUUUUGCGAGCGAACAAAGAUGCUAUUGUUUAUGCAUGCGACUGUAGCAGCAAGAGUUUAAAUAGGGCUCAAGAAGUUAUAGGUUCUGCUACAAUUGGCUCUUUUGAAGAUCGUUUCCACACAUUCUGUUGUGAUGUUUGCACUAAUGGAUUUCCCCCGUGGUUGGCAUGCAAUUCUUGCCGAAACAAGUUUUUACAAAAGCAGUCAAACUGUGUUUCAGAGUCCAAGGAGGGUAAUGAACCAUGUUUUACCAAUACAUGUUCACGGGAGGGAUAUGAUGGUUGUAUUGGUGGAGUAGAUUUUAUAACCUUGAUAUUUACUCUGUCAGCAGUGCCACUGGAAAGAAUGUCGAGGUCCAUCAACGAGUGUUUUGCUGUGUUGAAGCCUGGAGGAAUGGUAUUUUUCAGGGACUAUGGUCUGUAUGAUAUGACCAUGCUUCGGUUUGAGCAAGCUAAGAGAGUCGGAUUCAGGGAAUACAAGCGGUCAGAUGGCACACGUUCAUAUUUCUUCUGUUUAGAUACUGUCAGAGACCUAUUUGUGGGCGCAGGCUUCACUGAGCUCGAGCUUGAUUAUUGUUGUGUCAAGUCUCUGAAUCGUCAGCAAGGGAAGAGCAUGCGAAGGGUGUGGGUUCAUGGGAAAUUCAAGAAGCCUACGUUGGUUUAGAGUUGUUUUCUAGAAUAUUUGCUGAAGUGAUGUAUGGGUUCCAGAGAACGCAUCCACCCUUUGCCGCAGAUUAUUUUAACGUGAAGGAACUUGUUUGGUUGCAUUCGUCAAGUGAUGAAAUUUUACGGAUAUGAAGUCCGCUGUUUUCUGAAUGCACGAACCUGGUCCAGGUGAGAACGGGAUCCAGAGCAUUAUUUGCUUUACAUUUGUCAACUCGCCUGCUUGUGUUGAUCUGACGGAGCCAAAAAACCCUCACUGCCUCAUGGUAAACAAAAACAUUUUUUCA
Molecule: messenger RNA, 1318 nt
Organism: Prosopis cineraria
Lineage: Eukaryota; Viridiplantae; Streptophyta; Magnoliopsida; Fabales; Fabaceae
Exons: 7
Coding region: 16-1032 (338 amino acids)
Source: RefSeq, a predicted model, not a curated record